Molecule: messenger RNA, 423 nt
Organism: Microsporum canis CBS 113480
Lineage: Eukaryota; Fungi; Ascomycota; Eurotiomycetes; Onygenales; Arthrodermataceae
Exons: 2
Coding region: 1-423 (140 amino acids)
Source: RefSeq, a predicted model, not a curated record
AUGCCUCCUCCAUCAAGCCAACGAGCGGACAUCGAGCCACCUCCGCAAGUCUCGAAAGAAGCUACCAUGGGCUUCAUCACAGGCGCAGUCCGAUUCGGCGCUCUCUCGAUUCUCGCCCAUCUGAUCCUCUCGCUUCCACAUCCAAUGCACUUCACACCGUCGUCGGGGAGCAAGGCGGCGAACAGCCAACCGUCUCCGUCACCGAGGAAGCCUCCGCUGGUAUACAGGCCUCUGAUCUCGUUCUCGACCUCGAUUGCGCCGAUGUCGAGGGUCUACCGUGGUUUGACGCCGCAGUUUAAAACGUUUAUACAAAUCAGCGUCAUGACGCUUGGUGGGUGUAUAUGGGCUGAGAAGAGGGUGGGAGAGUAUCUUGAUCAUGUCAGGAAGGUCAAGAGGGCUGAGAGGAGGGCGAGAGGGGAGUAA